UUGAUGUCAAUGUCAAAUCUGACAUUCGGUCGGCCGCCGAUCUCGAGGGUUCUGAUUUUGUAAUAAUUCCACUAUUCCUAGCAAUCGGUAUAUUUAGAACUAAUAAGAAUGAGUUACAAAUUUGUAAAACUUGCCUCGACGCCGCUAAUGAGUAGCAGUCUUCGGCUGACGUCCCGUGCUUAUGCGACAACACAUGAUGCCGACCUUGUAGUCAUAGGCUCGGGCCCUGGGGGUUACGUUGCUGCUAUCAAGGCGGCUCAACUAGGUUUGAAGACAAUUUCAGUAGAGAAGGACCCAACCCUCGGUGGAACAUGUCUGAACGUCGGCUGCAUCCCCUCCAAAGCGCUGCUUCACAACUCCCAUCUGUACCAUAUGGCAAAACACGAUUUCAAGAACCGAGGCAUUGAAACUGGCCCGGUUAAUUUUAACUUCCAAAAAAUGAUGGAAUAUAAGGUUAAUGCUGUAAAACAGUUGACUGGAGGCAUUGCCAUGCUCUUCAACAAAAAUAAGGUGAAACUAGUAAAAGGCGUGGGGUCGAUAGCAGCGCCAAACAAGGUGGAAGUGAAGGGUGAGAAGGGUGUGGAAACCAUCAACACCAAGAACAUUCUUAUUGCGACCGGAUCAGAAGUUACCCCGUUCCCUGGAGUCACGUUUGACGAGAAGCAAAUCAUUACGUCAACGGGCGCUCUAUCUUUGGAAUCCGUGCCGAAGAAAAUGUUGGUGAUCGGUGCUGGAGUCAUCGGUCUUGAACUUGGCUCAGUCUACUCAAGGCUGGGGGCCACCGUCACUUGCAUCGAAUUCCUAGGAUCCAUUGGAGGUGUGGGUAUUGAUCAGGAAGUGGCGAAGACACUUCAAAAGAUACUGGUUAAGGAGGGAAUGCAGUUUAAAUUGAACACUAAGGUGAUUAGUGUCAAGAAAGAGGGCGCCAACGUAAAAGUCGAAGUCGAAGCUUCUAAGGGAGGCUCCAAGGAGACUUUGGAAGCGGACGUAGUACUUAUCUCUAUCGGUCGUCGACCGUACACCAAGGACCUUGGCCACGAGAAGGUCGGCAUCGCGCUGGACGACCGCGGACGAGUGCCCGUCAAUAACAAGUUCCAGACCACUGUUCCUGGAAUUUACGCUAUUGGUGAUGUUAUUCACGGGCCCAUGUUGGCGCAUAAAGCUGAAGACGAAGGCAUUGUUUGCGUCGAAGGCAUCAAGGGCUUACCAGUACACUUCAACUACGACGCCAUUCCCUCCGUCAUCUACACGAGUCCUGAAGUCGGCUGGGUGGGCAAAUCAGAAGAGGACCUCAAGAAGGAGGGCAUAGCAUACAAAGUGGGCAAAUUCCCCUUCCUGGCCAACUCGAGAGCGAAAACGAACGGCGAGCCGGAAGGCUUCGUCAAAGUACUAGCUGACAAAAAGACAGACGUUAUUCUCGGCACACAUAUCAUUGGACCCGGUGGUGGUGAGCUGAUCAACGAAGCUGUGUUGGCGCAAGAGUACGGCGCAGCGGCCGAGGAUGUCGCGCGAGUGUGCCAUGCACAUCCCACAUGCGCGGAAGCCCUGCGUGAAGCGAAUCUGGCGGCGUACUGUGGGAAACCCAUCAACUUCUAAGACAUCUAGGCUAGGCUUAACGCAGGUCCGACGUAAGGAAUCUUGUAUGAAUCUGAAGCGAAUUUUAUUCGAUAAUUCAUUAAUGUCGUGUUGUAAUUAUCAUUGACUCGUUCAUAAAACAGUGUAUUUGAGCAGAAAAGAAUGUGGAACAUUAUUUAUUACUAGUUUGUGAUACGCAUGUUUCUUUAUAGCAAAUUUAUUUCUUAACAAUGUUUUUUGUUAUCGCAAUUUCAUUCCGUUCGUAAGGAGACCUAACAGCUCUUGCAUUUACUGCAAGUUGUAUACUCAAUGUUCUUGGGAUAUUUAUUUUCUUUUGUAAAUAGAUUUACAUAAUACAAUUUCGUUAUGUAUAAAACUUA
This is a messenger RNA of Pectinophora gossypiella (pink bollworm), 1955 nucleotides long. It is a transcript of the gene DLDH, whose product is annotated as dihydrolipoyl dehydrogenase. The transcript has 12 exons. Gene Ontology annotation, cellular component: oxoglutarate dehydrogenase complex; mitochondrion. The record is from RefSeq and is a predicted model, not a curated record. Gene Ontology annotation, molecular function: flavin adenine dinucleotide binding; dihydrolipoyl dehydrogenase (NADH) activity. NCBI's taxonomy places the organism in Eukaryota, Metazoa, Arthropoda, Insecta, Lepidoptera, Gelechiidae. The coding region runs from base 109 to 1596 and encodes 495 amino acids.